AGACUGCCUCGAACGGACAGGCUAGGGUUACGAGUGUCGCGCCCAUCGCAGUGACGCCAUCAUGGGGGCCAUCGAGCGGAAGAAGCGUGACUUUUACUGGACUAGCGCCGGCGAGCCGCACGCCAUCCGUCGGAAGGCGAUCCUGGAGAAGUACCCGCAGAUCAAGGAGCUGUACGGCUCCGACUGGCACAUGUGCGUGCAGGUGGCGCUCCAGGUGCUGAUCCAGUUCGGCAUGCUCUUCUACGUCCGCGACCUCUCCUGGCCAUGGCUGGUGGCGGUCACCUAUGUGGUCAGCGGCACCAUCAACCACUCCAUGGUGCUGGCCAUCCACGAGCUGGCGCACAACCUCGCCUUCGGCCACAACCACGCGCUCGCCAACAAAGUGUUCAGCAUCUUCGCCAACCUGCCGAUCGGCGUGCCGCUGGCGGUGUCCUACAAGAAGUACCACAUGGAGCACCACCGCUACCAGGGCACUGACGGGCUCGACGUGGACCUGCCCACCGAGCUGGAGGCGCGUCUCUUCAGCUCCACUCUCGGCAAGGUGGCGUGGCUCUUCGUGCUGCCGUUCACCUACUUCCUACGCCCGGUCUUCGUCCGGCCGAAGCCCUUCUCAAUGAUGGAGAUCGCCAACAUCGUUGUGCAGGUGGCGGCCGAUUUUGCCGUCUACCACUACUUCGGCGGUAAGGGGCUGUUCUACCUCAUCGGAGGUUUCGUCCUGGGCAUGGGUCUGCACCCGAUGGCCGGCCACCUCAUCUCGGAGCACUACAUCUUCAACCGCAGCAACGAGACGUACAGUUACUACGGCUGGAUGAACAUGCUGGCGUUCAACGAGGGCUACCACAACGAGCACCACGACUUCCCCGCAGUGCCCGGCUCCAAGCUGCCCAUGGUCUCCAAGAUCGCUCCGGAGUUCUACAAGGACCUACCGACGCACGAUUCUUGGUUCGGCACGCUCUACAACUUCAUCUUCAGGGAUGACGUCAGUCCGUACUCUCGCAUCAAGCGAGAGAAGAAGGCCAACCAGCAGAACGUCGAUCUGUUCCGGUAGACGAGCCAGUGAGAUACUCCUGACCGUGAUGAGGCCAGUGAUUAUGAAGCAAUAUAAUAAAACAUUUCAGGCCGUCUGU
Molecule: messenger RNA, 1127 nt
Organism: Amphibalanus amphitrite
Lineage: Eukaryota; Metazoa; Arthropoda; Thecostraca; Balanomorpha; Balanidae
Product: sphingolipid delta(4)-desaturase DES1-like
Exons: 1
Coding region: 62-1048 (328 amino acids)
Biological process (GO): ceramide biosynthetic process
Cellular component (GO): membrane
Molecular function (GO): sphingolipid delta-4 desaturase activity
Source: RefSeq, a predicted model, not a curated record